CUUCUUUCCCCGCACAGCCAGGCGGCCCCCGCUCGAGACCCGCGUCGCCAUGGCCGCGGUUCCCGAGUUGAUGCAGCAGGAUGAGGAGGACCACAGCAAGCUAAGAUCUGUGUCUGUGGACCUGAAUGUCGAUCCUUCACUUCAGAUUGACAUACCUGAUGCACUCAGUCAGAGAGAUAAGGUCAAGUUUACAGUACACACAAAGACCACUCUAUCUAAAUUUCAAAACCCAGAGUUUUCUGUUACCAGGCAACAUGAAGACUUUGUGUGGCUACAUGACACUCUUAUUGAAACAACAGAUUAUGCUGGACUUAUUAUCCCACCUGCUCCUACAAAACCUGACUUUGAUGGUCCUCGAGAGAAGAUGCAGAAAUUGGGAGAGGGUAAAGGAUCAAUGACCAAAGAAGAAUUCGCCAAAAUGAAACAAGAACUAGAAGCUGAAUAUCUUGCUGCCUUUAAGAAGACUGUAUCCUCCCAUGAAGUCUUUCUUCAGCGACUUUCUUCUCACCCUGUUCUCAGUAAAGAUCGAAACUUUCAUGUUUUCCUGGAAUAUGAUCAGGAUCUAAGUGUUAAGCGGAAAAAUACCAAAGAAGUGUUUGGUGGUUUUUUCAAGAAUGUGGUGAAAAGUGCUGAUGAAGUCCUUUUUUCUGGAGUUAAGGAGGUGGAUAAUUUUUUUGAGCAAGAGAAGAAUUUUCUCAUUAACUACUAUAAUAAGAUCAAAGAU
Elephantulus edwardii (Cape elephant shrew) is the source of this 724-nucleotide messenger RNA. Its product is annotated as sorting nexin-5-like. Lineage: Eukaryota; Metazoa; Chordata; Mammalia; Macroscelidea; Macroscelididae. Gene Ontology annotation, cellular component: endosome. The record is from RefSeq and is a predicted model, not a curated record. Gene Ontology annotation, biological process: pinocytosis. Gene Ontology annotation, molecular function: dynactin binding; phosphatidylinositol binding. The transcript has a single exon. The annotation marks the transcript as partial.